AUUGUCCCUAGAAGUAGAGGCACGUGACGUAAACGUCGUAAACUAUAGACUUUUAAUAUAAUCAGAGAGGAUGAGAGGCACAAUAAUUGAGCUUAUUAUAUAAUAUCGCAAAAAUAUGUAAAAUUACAUUUUUAAUAAACAAUGAGUACAUCAUGCUUUUCGGGUAUAACAUCGGGUAUAUUUUGAUACAGCUACGAUUCACUUAUUUACAUUUAUCAAAAUAUUCGUUUUUAUAAUAUGCUGCUUAUAUGUAUACAUACAUACCAUCUCUUUGUAUGUGUAUUCCCACACGUACUUAUUCUGCUAUUCGUCAGAACGGCAUCACUGUUAUUAACAGCUGGAGAAACGCUCUUAUAAAAUGCAUGUUUUAAUUUAUAUAUUUAUUCAUGUUUUUUUUUUUUUUUUUAAAGAAAUAUUGACAUAAAUUUAAUCGAAUUUUAGAACAAUUUUAGAAUCAAACAUAGAAGAUCGUCCCCUCCUCUGCUCCAAUUAAGUUCAAAAAGGUUGCCUGGGUAACAGCAGGACAAACACGAGUUUUCCGUUUCAUUCAGUUUGAUUCAGCUAAGAAAAAACCUUAAUUAGGUUAAGAUUGAUAUAAAAAAGAAUAUCAGUUUAAGAUGUCGUGAAAUAUAAGACAGUGAUUAACUGUGUUCAAAGUUUUAAUUAUCCUUUCUCAGUAAACUUCCUGUUUGUCAAUGUCAGGCUUAAAAGCCACUUGGUGUCAUUUGAUUUAUACGAGAGCGUGACGCGAUGCCUUUGUUCUUCAACAAGUUUUCCCCCAAGAAGACGCCGACUAGGAAGGCAUCAGUUUUCCUUGCAAAUAAAAAUUUAAGCCCUAAACGAAUAGAGAAGGAGCUUGGGCCUGAAGUAGGACCUAUACGUCUUCACCUUGGAGAUCAGGAAGCUGUCUUUGAGGCUGGCCUGUGGAUUCCAGAAUCUGGUAAGGCGGGAGGUACUUUCAAAGAGAACGAGAAGUUAAAAAAGGAAGUGAGACGGCUGGAGGAAGAGAACAACCUGUUAAAGCUAAAGUUUGACGUACUUUUAGACAUGGUAAUUUUCUUUUAUGUUGCAUCUUUCAAAAGUAUUAACGCAAACAACCGCCGAGGUUCACUUGCAGAAAGAAGAAUUAGAGAAACUGAAAAAUAAUUUUUCUCACAACAAACGAGUUGUCGUU
Temnothorax curvispinosus is the source of this 1174-nucleotide messenger RNA. It is a transcript of the gene Cby, whose product is annotated as protein chibby homolog 1. The record is from RefSeq and is a predicted model, not a curated record. The transcript is spliced from 3 exons. Lineage: Eukaryota; Metazoa; Arthropoda; Insecta; Hymenoptera; Formicidae. The coding region runs from base 751 to 1146 and encodes 131 amino acids.